AUGGUGUCGACUCCACUGGAAACUCCUCUUUCGACACAACCUCCACCGGAUUUUGAAACGGUUCAAGAAACCCAAGUUCCAAUCCCGGAUCCGGCUCCAACAAGAAAGAAACGAUCUCAUGCAAAUAAGAAUCCCGAUGAGCCGCAGGAAAAGCCGAAUCAAAUUAAUUGGUCAAGGGAAGAACAAAUGGCGUUGGCGAGAGCGUGGCUAGAGGUGACCGAGGAUCCCCUAGUUGCUAAUUAUCAACGGGAGACAAAGUAUUGGUCCCAGAUUAGAGAAAUUUUCCAUCGCAUCAUGAACAAAGGCGAGUACCGUAUGCAAGAUUCCAUCAAUUCCAAGUUUAGGAAAUUGCGUUUGCAAAUUUCUAAGUUUCAUGCGAUUUACACUCAUUGGACUAAUCGGCAUGUUAGUGGAGUUACCGAAGCCGACAUCCAAUCGAAUGCCUUGGCCGAAUACAAAGCGGAUAUGGGGGCGCCUUUCAAUUACAUGGAAGAAUGAGUGUACUUAAAGGACACUUCGAAGUUCCAUAUGAUUCGCGAUUGGGAUCCUCUAACCACUCAAGGUGCGUCGAGUAAAGUGUCCAAGACUUCCGCUUCCGAUUCUCCGAGUGCUCAUAGUUCGGGAUCGGAAGCGAGAAUUCAUAUUGAUUUAAAUGAGGUCGAGGGAGAGGGUGACACUAGGGAGGUGCGGUACACACGACCUACGGGUCGGGACGUGACUAAAAAGAAAGGAAAGGCGUCUUCGUCCGGUGGUGGUGGAAAGUAUACCACCGAUUUUGGUGAUUUGACCGAUAAGUUGGAGGGUUUGAUAGGAGUCGGGAAAGAACGGACCGAGUUUAAUAAGGUUCAGCUAGUUAUUCAAAAGGAAAAGCUUGAAGUGAGAAAACAUAGGCAACGUAAUGAAGAUUUGGCAACUUUGGCGAUUGACACUUCGAACCUUCCCGAAGCCGACCGAGUUGCGAUUGAGGCUUGGAAAGACGAGAUUCGUUCCAACCUUAGGAAGUAGUGUUUUUAGUUUAUUAUGUUACGUACUUUGUUUGCUUUUUUAGUUUUUUAGUUUAUUAUG
Messenger RNA from Erigeron canadensis, 1065 nucleotides. Its product is annotated as glutathione S-transferase T3-like. The transcript is spliced from 2 exons. Bases 1 to 498 code for a protein of 165 amino acids. NCBI's taxonomy places the organism in Eukaryota, Viridiplantae, Streptophyta, Magnoliopsida, Asterales, Asteraceae. The record is from RefSeq and is a predicted model, not a curated record.